GGGAUCUGGUUUCAUAGAGUGGUUAUGUGUGGACACAGGAACGAAAACUUUAAAAAAUAAUUUAUUUUUUACUGUGAUACGUCAUAUAAUGUUUGUCUGAAGAUCGUCUAUUCAAUCAUCUUAAACGAGUGAGAUGGACGCUAAUUCCAAUCCACCACCAUCACCUGAGUCUCUCAUAGAGAAUAGUGCAACCCACAAAUGUCUCAACCCUCCUGUUCCAUCCACUAAAUCCAUUCCAGGCACUGAGACGGCUGGUCCCCCUUUCUCCAACUCUGGCAGCACAGACCCACCCUCUAAAUCUCCUUCUGUAACUCAAGAUACUACAUUAAAACACCCUAAUGUUAAAACCUGUAACGUUCCAGCGAAACCAACAACAGUUAAACCAACCCCUGCAUCAUCACAAAUCUCUAAAACUACUCCAACUAUGCCAGCUCCAUCAUCAUCAUCAUCAAAAUCAACACCAUUAAUAUUAUCUUCUCCCAAUGAUCCAUCCACACCCAGCAUCACCAUUUCUGCUGAUCCUAACCCAUCUACAGCUUCUCCCGAGGGUUCAUCGUCCACCCCCAAAACACCUGCAGCGGGCUCCGGUAAACUCCCCCGUCAACGGAGCUUUUUGGUUGCGGCCCAAAAGGUGAUGAUGCAGGAGAAAAUAAGAAAGGAUGAGGAGCAGGACAAAGCUGAAGAAUAUGAUGAUAUGGAUGAAGAUCUGCCAUUUGAGGAGCUCCUGGAGAAAGCUGAAGCUGGAGACCCUAGAGCACAGAGUAGACUUGGUAAAUACUACCUUAAACUGGCAGAAGAAAAAGACACAGAGACAAAUAACCACAUAGCUGUUGAAUGGUUGGUGAAGGCAGCAAAACAAGGUCGGAGAGAUGCAGCCAAACUACUUCAGAAAUGCUGGAUCCAAAAGAAAGGCAUCACACCAGAGAACACACAAGAGGUGAGAAGGCUGUCCUCAGAGAGUAAGUUUGAACAGGCAGUAAGGAGAGCAGCCAUGACAAUGUAUUGGAAACUCAAUCCUGAUAGAAAGAAGAAAGUAGCUAUGUCUGAGAUGCUGGAGAAUGUCAACCAGGUCAAUACUGUACCAGGUGAACCUGCUGUAUGUGGUGUAACACCCAGCAUUCAUUCUCAGAGGAAAAUCCUUGAGACAAUGGUGUCUAAUGGAUCUGGCUCUAAGUAUGUGGAUGUGGAAGAUUUUGUGGAGAUGACAAAAAAGUUCACAGAAGGCAAGGAGAUUUUAAGGAAAAAUGAUGCAGCCACAUUUGAUACGAAAAAAAAUGAAUUGGCCCCUGCUGUUCAUAAGCGUCAUCGAAAGUCUAGUUGGGGAAUGGGGAGCAGUGGGAUGAUGCUGGCUUCCAGACGCAGCGGUGCAAUGAAGAGAGCCCUGGACAUUUUGGGUCUGCAGUACCCACUCCAUGCCAUUAUUGAGAUGAAGGAACAUUUAAUUGACUGGGCAUCUCGUGCUGGUGUCCAAUGGCUGAGCACCAUCAUCCCAACACAACACGUCAAUGCUCUUAUCUUCUUCUUCAUCAUCUCCAAUCUCACCAUUGAUCUGUUUGCCUUCACCAUCCCGCUCCUCAUCUUCUACCUCUCCUUUAUCUCCAUGGCCAUCUGCACACUGAGAGUCUUCCAGAGCAGCAAAGGCUGGGAGAACUUCCGUGCCUUUACUGCCCUCCUCACACGCUUCGAGCCCAGCUUAGACGUGGAGCAAGCGGAGAACAACUUUGGUUGGAACAACCUGGAGCAGUACUUCUACUUCAUGAUAUCCGUGUUCUUUGUGAUCUUCACUUUCCCGGUUGCAGAUAAAGGCUGGAUCCCAUGUUCAGAGCUUUCCACGGUAGCCAUCUUCUUCACAGUACUGAGCUACAUGAGCCUGAGCCCGUCUGCAGCAGCGUACGCUCGAAAGGCACUUAUCAUUGAGGUGGCUUCAUCUUUGUGUGCCUUGACCAGCAGGUUGCCAAAGGAAAUGGUGAUGGCAAGGAAGCUGGGACAUAUUUUCACAACCAUCCCUCUAGGAGAAUCAGUGGUGUUGGAGCUCAGUGUACCCUGUGUGCUCUACAUCUACCUUUUCUACCUGUUCUUCAGUAUGGCACGUGUGAGGGGAUUCAGAGGGACGUACUGCUUUCUGGUGCCAUACCUAGUCUGCUUUGUGUGGUGCGAAUUCUCUGUGGUUCUGCUGCGGAAUUCCACCACCAUCGGUCUUAUCCGCACUUGUGUCGCCUACUUCCUUUUCCUGUUUGCGUUACCUGUCCUGGCUAUGGGUCUGAUAGUGAUGCUCCUGAUUCAGGUGGUCAAGUGGUUCCUGGAGUUGGAGUUGACUAAAAUGCUGGUGACACUGGCGCUGUGCGCCGUCCCUGUGAUGCUGCGGCUUUGGACUCGAUUCAGCCUCUCCAUUCUAAAUGUCUUCCGUUCCAUCACCGACAGAGGCCCAGUGAAGCUGAUCCUCCUGUGCAUCAGUACAGUGAUUUUUCUCUGUGGUGUCUAUGUCUAUAAUGCUGAAGGUCUGAGGGUUUAUAACUCCACACUCACCUGGCAGGAAUAUGGUACACUGUGCGGCCCACAUGCCUGGCAGGAUCAUGGGACGGCUCAAACACAGCUCCUCUGCAGCCACCUGGAAGGCCAUCGUGUCACCUGGACAGGAAUAUUCCGUCGUAUUCGCAUAGCUGAGAAGGAAAACGGAGCUCAGUCUGUUAUAAACAUACUACCAGUGUUCAUGGGUGACUGGCUGCGGUGUCUCUAUGGUGAGGUUUAUCCGAAGUGUGAACCACAGAAUAAUACGUCUCCGGUUGUGAAUGUCACAGACGUCGUCCCAGAGCCUGUCAACACCACAAUGCUGUUCCUCCAGCAGGAAGAGGCGGAACUCUGUCGGAUAAAGGCCUUUGCUAAACACCAAUGCCACGUUAAACGCUUCGACAGUUACCGCUUUGAGGUGACGGUCGGCAUGCCGGUGGAUGGGGUCACAAAACUUGACGAUCCGGCAAGCGACAUCCUCCUAAUGGCAAGUCAUGAGUUUAAACAGGUGCUGCUGAACCUCGAUCCAGGCAGCAUGGUAGAGUUCAGCACAAAGUUGGAAGGGAAGCUGGGUACCAAACUACCUGCAUUUGAACUGAAAGCCAUACACUGUCUGAACUGCAGCUCGUCAUUGGUGCCUGAGGGACGACAGGUCAAGAUCGAGCGCAACUGGAGGAAAACAAUGCUUAAAGCCAUUAAAUUUGCAUUUGACUUUUUCUUUGCUCCGUUUCUUUGUGCUAGGAUCAAUGUGUAAAAGAGAAGUGGAAGGAAAGAUGAGAUGGAAAGCUGAAUCACAGUCAAAGUGUUUGAAAGUGAAAGUGAAGUGAUGUGUAGCCAAGUAUAGUUUCCCAUACUCGGAAUUUGUGCUCUGCAUUGGACCCAUCCAAGUGCACACACACAGCAGUGAGUAGUGAACACACACCCGGAGCAGUGGGUAACCUUUUUUUUUUUUUGCUGCGGCGCACAGUAGUACACUUGUAGUGUCUUUUUUAUAUUAGGCUGAUACCACUUUUUUGGAGCUGUUUGUGCAAAAUUGUGCAUGCUGUGAUUGGUUAUCACCUUAACUUUCAUUAAUAAGUCACAAACAUUUUUAUGUUGUAUCCAUAAUCCAUGUAAAAUACAUUCAAAUAUGAAUAUUAGAAGAAUUAUGGAUAGGGCUGUGACUGUAGGCAUGACAACCGCGCCACCGCGGUCGUGGAGUGUCACCGGCGGUAGUGUGACGUAUAUAUAUAUAUAUAUAUAUAUAUAUAUAAAUCUUAAAGGUCGCGGGAAAAAAUGACGGAAAAAAUCUGCAGCCCGUCUGUCAUUUUGACAGAUUACUGAGGCUGAUGUUGCAUGUUGCUUGUAACUGUAAUUCUCACCCCUGUCCAGUAGGUGGUGAGUGCGCUCCAGUGUGGCAGCAGAGAGCGAGUUCAGUCUCCAGAAUAGAAUUAAAACUAUACACACAGACGAGCACCCAGUUUAUUUUCCAUUUUAUAAAAAUAAAGUUAUAAUACUUAUACUUGCUUACAUAAUUAAGUUUCUAAUCCAGUUCGUUUUGUUUUAAAUGGUUCCUUUUGUUAUUUUUCUUUCUGACUAUAAGUUUAUGGUCAACGACUGGCUUUUCUGAGGUAUAAUGCUACGUGACAUUGUUUGAAACACUGAUUGAACUGACGUGAUACAGAUUUCGGUAAGCUAAUGUAUCUUUCAACAUAUUUUUUGAUUUUCAUUCAUGUUUAUUUCGUUCUGUACAGUAGUAAAGAGGAAAGGAUGAUCGCAUUCACUCACGAUCCUCGACAAUUGUUCAAAAUGAAAAGUGACGCAGUCUUUGAUCAACUUUCUUUUCAUAAUAUAAAUAAAUGUAUAGCCUUUGCCUAUUUGCUUAUCCUGUAAGUUCGUGAAUAAAAAUGAAAAUGUGGACGAAAUCAGAAGCUAUUAAAUGUAUUAUCAUUAAAAUAUAAAAAUUAAAAUGACGGGUAAUAAUUGAUUAUGACGGAUUUUUUUGCGAUCUUGCGCAAGUCUAACGCAACCUCUGAUAUAUAUAUAUAUAUAUAUAUAUUUAUAUAUAUAUAUAAAACCAACCCGGACCCCACCACCGCAACACCGGCGGUUGUUGGUGAUUUCCCACCGCGGUAGUAAAAAAUUGCCACCGUCACAGCCCUAAUUAUGGAGUUAAAAGUUUCAUGACAGUUCUGUUUUAAUGUACACUAUAAAAUGCUUUGCAUUUCAUUAUAGCAAACAGUUUGUUAAAGAAAUUAAAAUUCUUUCAUUUACAAAUUAAUUAUUUAUUAUCCAAUGAGUUUAAAGCGUUUCAUUCCAUAUUUUAUUCACCAUGUUUUUUUAGCAAGCUUUGCUGAAAUUAGAAUUCUCUGCUUUUAAAAUCCAGCAUGCGCAAGAUGCUGAAAAACUGAGAUGUUUAUAUAGAAAAACAAUUAAAAAGCAGCGCAGCAGAAAAACAUGUUCUAUGUGAAGCAUCCAUUUUUUGUCCAGUGCCAAAGUAGGUUAGGGUUUUGUUUGAUAUUUCUAGGCAUUUCCUUUCUUUUCUUUUUUUUUUUUUCUUAUCUAUUUAACCACCAGAUUUGAUCUAAGAACCACCAUUUCUGACCUUUUACAUUUUUUUAAGCUUCAGAAAUUCAGCCUUUGCAACCCAAAUGAUUAAAGCACAUAUUUAUGAUAACGAUCCAUGUGCAAUGGAUCUUUAUUCCCAUUUUUGAAUGUUUUUUUUUUAGAUUGAUUUUUGUCAUAAAUAAGAAUGCAUGGAAUACUUUUUAGUAUUUAUUUAUCAAAGUGUGUUUCUGUAAACAUGAGCCUUAUCUAUUAUUUGUUAGUUUAAAUAUUGUUUUUUUGUUUGUUUUUUUAAUUAGUCUACAUUAUUCAUAAAAAUCUACAUACACCCACACAGCCUGCACAAAUUGUCGCACUGAGAUGAUGUCACUGUUAAAUGGAAAAGCCAUCUCCAUACAGAUGUUUUCCUUAAAUGUCCUAUGACAAGUAUAUAUAAAACGUGUUUACAAUAUCUCUGUGAUAAUACUUUUAUUUUUGUGAAAAUGUAAAAGUGAAUUAAAGAAUAUCACUAUAAGCAUGUCA
This is a messenger RNA of Ctenopharyngodon idella (grass carp), 5574 nucleotides long. RefSeq names its product Wolfram syndrome 1a (wolframin) (gene wfs1a). Gene Ontology annotation, biological process: calcium ion homeostasis; endoplasmic reticulum unfolded protein response. Gene Ontology annotation, molecular function: protein binding. The transcript is spliced from 10 exons. Bases 134 to 3262 code for a protein of 1042 amino acids. The record is from RefSeq and is a predicted model, not a curated record. Gene Ontology annotation, cellular component: endoplasmic reticulum membrane; endoplasmic reticulum. Lineage: Eukaryota; Metazoa; Chordata; Actinopteri; Cypriniformes; Xenocyprididae.